Messenger RNA from Monosiga brevicollis MX1, 1848 nucleotides. RefSeq lists its product as uncharacterized. Gene Ontology annotation, cellular component: cytoplasm; mitochondrion. The transcript has 2 exons. Bases 1 to 1848 code for a protein of 615 amino acids. NCBI's taxonomy places the organism in Eukaryota, Choanoflagellata, Craspedida, Salpingoecidae. The record is from RefSeq and is a predicted model, not a curated record. Gene Ontology annotation, molecular function: ATP hydrolysis activity; misfolded protein binding; ATP-dependent protein folding chaperone. Gene Ontology annotation, biological process: protein refolding; cellular response to unfolded protein.
AUGGAUGGCAAGGACGCCCGCGUGAUUGAGAACUCCGAGGGUGCCCGCACCACCCCGUCGGUGGUUGCCUUCACCGAGGACGGUGAGCGCCUGGUGGGCCAGCCCGCCAAGCGCCAGGCCGUUACCAACCCUGCCAACACGCUCAGCGCUACGAAGCGUCUUAUUGGCCGCCGCUUUGAGGACCCCGAGACCCAGAAGGACAUGGAGACCUCGAGCUACAAGAUUGUCAAGGCGCCCAAUGGCGAUGCCUGGGUCCAUGCUGGCGGCAAGGACUACUCUCCUUCGCAGAUUGGUGCCUUUGUCCUCACCAAGAUGAAGGAAACGGCCGAGGCGUACCUCGGUGGCUCGGUCAAGAACGCCGUCAUCACCGUGCCUGCCUACUUCAACGACAGCCAGCGCCAGGCCACCCGCGACGCCGGUGAGAUUUCAGGCCUGAACGUGCUUCGCGUCAUCAACGAGCCCACCGCUGCCGCCCUGGCCUACGGUCUGGACAAGCAGGAGGACAAGACCGUCGUCGUCUAUGAUCUGGGUGGUGGCACCUUUGAUGUGUCCAUCCUGGAGAUUCAGUCUGGUGUCUUUGAGGUCAAGGCCACCAACGGAGAUACCUUCCUGGGUGGUGAGGACUUUGACAACACGCUCGUCAACUUCUUCAUUGAGCAGUUCAAGAAGGACCAGGGCAUUGACCUGCGCAAGGACAACAUGGCUCUGCAGCGCCUCCGCGAGGCUGCCGAGAAGGCCAAAAUUGAGCUUUCCUCCUCCAUGCAGACGGACAUUAACCUUCCCUACAUCACCGUGGACCAGACUGGUCCCAAGCACUUGAACAUGAAGCUGAGCCGUGCCAAGUUUGAGUCGAUUGUGGAUGAGCUUGUGCAGCGCACCGUUUCGCCCUGCCAAAAGUGCCUGUCGGAUGCCAAGAUGAGCAAGAGCGACAUUGGUGAGGUUAUCCUUGUUGGUGGCAUGACGCGUAUGCCCAAGGUUCAGUCGACUGUCGAGAGCAUCUUUGGCCGUUCCCCGUCCAAGGGUGUCAACCCCGACGAGGCCGUCGCCAUGGGUGCCGCCAUUCAGGGCGGUGUCCUGGCUGGCGAAGUCAGCGAUGUGCUCCUCCUUGACGUGACUCCUCUUUCCCUGGGCAUUGAGACGCUGGGUGGCGUCUUCACCAAGCUCAUUGGCCGCAACACCACCAUUCCCACCAAGAAGUCGCAGGUCUUCUCCACCGCUGCUGAUGGUCAGACCACCGUUGAGAUUAAGGUGCUCCAGGGCGAGCGUGAGAUGGCUGCGGACAACCAGGAGCUCGGUCGCUUCUCGCUCGUUGGUGUGCCCCCGGCGCCCCGCGGCACCCCCCAGAUUGAGGUUACCUUCGACAUUGACGCCAACGGUAUUGUGAACGUGUCCGCCAAGGACAAGGGUACUGGCAAGGAGCAGCAGAUUGUGAUCCAGUCUUCGGGUGGUCUGUCUAAGGAUCAGAUUGAGCAGAUGGUCCGUGACGCCGAGACUCACGCCGAGCAGGACAAGGAACGUAAGGAUGCCAUUGAGGCUGUCAACGCGGCCGAGAGCAUGAUUCACACGACCGAGAAGAACCUGGAGGACUUUAAGGACGAUGUUGAGCCCGAGGCCGCUUCGUCCAUCCGCGAGCACAUUGCCAAGCUGCGUGAUGCCCUCAACGCUGAGGAGAAGAACGCCGAGGAGAUUCGUCAGCUCUCAGGCGACCUGGCUUGCAAGCCUUUGUCGAGGGAAUGCAAGUUAUUUUCAGGUUCGUUUUGGGUACAAAAUGAGUCUAAACCUGGUUCAGAUUUGGUCCAGCGAGCUGGUGGCUCGGGUAUAUGGUUUUGCAAGGUGCAGCAAGCUUAA